AUGACCCGAGAACAGCUUCAAAGGUUCCUCACUUGGAUCGAGACCCUCCCGCCUGGGUACACAAUAGAACUCGACGCGAUCUAUCCCACAACCUCGACUCUCCUCAUAUUCCAGAGCGCAUAUGCACUGUUUGUGAACCUUGCUGGGGUCGACUAUUUACAAGAGCUGAUCACCGACCCUGCUUACACCCUUACGGAUAAUAUCAUGCUUAUCCCACAGGGCGCUGCUGCCACGCCAACUGGGGAAUAUGAGGCGCAGUUCCCUACCCUGUCCAGAAAUCUCGACCUCGUGGUCAAUAUCCGGAUGGGCAUCCUGGCCGUCGACGUGCGUUAUGACGACGCCCCCGUGGCGUGGAGGGAAAUACAGGCCAAGUGCGAUGAGUUCGUCCGCCGCAAUGUCUUCCGCUGCUACCCACUGAUCCUCUCUUGCCGACCCUGCUCUAUCUGA
Penicillium chermesinum is the source of this 447-nucleotide messenger RNA. RefSeq lists its product as uncharacterized. The transcript has 2 exons. Lineage: Eukaryota; Fungi; Ascomycota; Eurotiomycetes; Eurotiales; Aspergillaceae. The record is from RefSeq and is a predicted model, not a curated record. The coding region runs from base 1 to 447 and encodes 148 amino acids.